Molecule: messenger RNA, 1550 nt
Organism: Oryzias latipes (Japanese medaka)
Lineage: Eukaryota; Metazoa; Chordata; Actinopteri; Beloniformes; Adrianichthyidae
Gene: cnot8
Product: CCR4-NOT transcription complex, subunit 8
Cellular component (GO): CCR4-NOT complex
Molecular function (GO): poly(A)-specific ribonuclease activity; nucleic acid binding
Source: RefSeq, a predicted model, not a curated record
ACAGCGUUGUGUCGAGGGAAUUUUAAGGUAAACCGGUUACCUAAUUAAACGACUACAUUUUUUUUCCCGGGCAGCUUCAGUCAGAUUAAACACUUUAACAGGGCCACGUCAUUUAUUUAUUCUUCAAUGCUGCGUCAUCUCUGCAACUUGACCGCGCGCGAAUAUUAACGUCUAUGCUAACUGUUAGCAUCGAUCACGUUCUUUUUUUGUUGCACGGUCCCCCUUCCCACCCCCCCUUGAAGCCCUGCAGGACCGUCGGGUCUCCUAGGAACCUGCCAACAUGCCAGCUGCUCUUCAAGAUUCCAGCCAGAUGAUCUGUGAAGUCUGGGCGAGCAACGUGGGGGAAGAGAUGAGGAAGAUACGGCAAAUUAUCCAAAGCUACAACUACGUUGCCAUGGACACGGAGUUUCCCGGAGUCGUGGUCCGACCCAUAGGCGAGUUUCGCAGUACGGUAGAUUACCAGUACCAGCUGCUGCGGUGCAACGUGGAUCUGCUGAAGAUCAUCCAGCUUGGUCUCACAUUCAUGAACGAGGAUGGGGAUUACCCCCCCGGCACGACCACGUGGCAAUUCAACUUCAAGUUCAACCUGACUGAGGAUAUGUACUCCCAGGACUCCAUAGACCUGCUCCAGAACUCGGGUCUGCAGUUCAAAAAACACGAAGAAGAAGGAAUCGACACGCUGUACUUCGCCGAGCUCCUCAUGACGUCGGGUCUGGUUCUGUGUGAGAACGUCAAGUGGCUGUCCUUCCACAGUGGUUAUGACUUUGGCUAUCUGGUGAAACUCCUGACGGAUGCGCGGCUUCCAGAGGAGGAACACGAGUUCUUUCAGAUCUUAAACUUGUUUUUUCCUGCAAUUUACGAUGUGAAGUAUUUGAUGAAGAGCUGCAAAAGUCUGAAGGGGGGGUUGCAGGAAGUGGCCGAUCAGCUGGAGCUGAAGAGGAUUGGCCGGCAGCAUCAGGCGGGGUCGGAUUCGCUGCUCACGGGCAUGGCUUUCUUCAGGAUGAAGGAGCUUUUCUUCGAGGACAACAUCGACGACGCCAAAUACUGCGGGAGGCUGUACGGCCUCGGCUCCGGCUCCAGUCAGCCGCAGAACGGCCUCGCCGGCUCCACGGGCGAUGAGGCCAACAACAAGCACUGAGCCCCCCCCCCAGAGUGUUUUAAAAGCCAACCAGCGGGUUUCUGCUCCCAUCUUCUCACUAAAUACCCCAAUGUGAGCCCUCACCGCCUCUGCAGGCUGCAGUGGCCCCGCCCCUCAUGGCAGUCAGCAGUGGCCCCCUCCCCGGGCUCGCUCUUUCUUUUAGUCACUUUUUACUUCAUUUCCAAACACUUUUUAAAACGCCUCAUUUGCAGCAUGGGACCAGCUUCAGGAUGAUUCUGCCCCCCAGCAGGAUCUCCUUGUAGGUUACACUCAUGUAAAUGAACAUGUUUUAGCUCAUGUCCACUCAGAAGGUGGUGGUUCUCCAGCAGACCACACUCUUCCGCUCACUGUUUUUACAUUCUGCAUCGUUGUCAACAGUUGUAUAUUAAAUUGUUUUGUAUUUUCAGUGUAA